Messenger RNA from Heterostelium album PN500, 534 nucleotides. RefSeq lists its product as uncharacterized. Gene Ontology annotation, molecular function: catalytic activity. The record is from RefSeq and is a predicted model, not a curated record. Lineage: Eukaryota; Evosea; Eumycetozoa; Acytosteliales; Acytosteliaceae. The coding region runs from base 1 to 534 and encodes 177 amino acids. The transcript has 3 exons.
AUGAAAUACAGAACAUAUUUAUUUGUAGGAACUGUAUUGAUGGGUUUGUUCUUUUCGAAAAAAAGAAUAUCAGGUGGUACUACUGAAGAUGAUUGUGCCGGUGUUUCACAGGAAAUCAUAGAUAAUUGUGUAUUUUGCAAUAUAAUAAAAGAUAAUACAAGAGUUAUUCAAUAUCAAGAUGACGAUGUAGUUGUAUUUAGUGAUAGAACACCGAAAGCAUCGACACACCUUCUCGUAAUACCGAGAAGACAUAUAAAGUCAGUGAAAACACUUAAACCAAGUGAUUUACCAACUGUUUUGAAAAUGAAAGACAUUGCACAGACUAUUGCUAACAGAGAUUUCAGUGGGUCUGCAUACCGACUUGGAUUCCAUAUACCACCUUUCUAUAGUAUACCACAUCUUCAUUUACAUCUACUUGUCGAACCGUUUACACCAACAAGAAAACGAUUUAAUUAUACACCUCAUCUGGGUGGUCUAUGGUAUAAAUCAGUCGAUACAAUCAUUGAAUCAUUAUCAAAAGAUCAUAUUGUAUAG